Messenger RNA from Mya arenaria, 2171 nucleotides. RefSeq lists its product as uncharacterized. The record is from RefSeq and is a predicted model, not a curated record. Gene Ontology annotation, molecular function: calcium channel activity; protein binding. The transcript is spliced from 14 exons. NCBI's taxonomy places the organism in Eukaryota, Metazoa, Mollusca, Bivalvia, Myida, Myidae. Gene Ontology annotation, biological process: calcium ion import across plasma membrane. Bases 39 to 2156 code for a protein of 705 amino acids. Gene Ontology annotation, cellular component: membrane.
UAGUAUGUCGUGCGCACGAGAUAAAUAAAAACAUACACAUGUCACCUUUAUGCCACCGUACGCAUUCACAUGAUGAUCGCGUUCAUUUUUCCGGUUUGUUGUCAGAUAGACUGUUGAGAAGCGAGAGAUCACUGUCCCUGGCAGCGGGACUCGGCAAUUCGGCGGGUUCCGACGACUUUCAUACAGAGGUUGCCAAAAAGACUCGAGCACUUUCGAUUGGUCGACAGGAAGCGGAAACGGAAGUUUACACAGAUGAGUUAGUGAGAAAGACCGGAGAUCUUGACAAGGCGCUAAUCUACGUCUUGCAACACUUAAAGAUCGAGUCAAAGAUCCAAGUGAUGGUGAACAGCCUGAUCCACCGGGGCGCCAAUACUUCCACGGCGGACGAAUCCCUCAAGACACCACUACACUUUGCCGUCGAGCGAGGACUCAAAGGUGUGGCUGGCAAGCUACUUGAGAACGACGCUUAUUCGCACUCCCGGGAUAAAAAUAAACGCCUCGCCCUGGGGACCGCCCUCAAUGAAGAGAAAGACGAGCUCGCCGCCCUCCUUCUGGCAUACAUGCCCAAUAAAUUUGUCCGUAGUCUCUUUCUGGCUAAAAAAGAAAACUCAGAGUCCGAGUUCCGACUCCACGAACUGAUCAACUCUAAAAAAAUGCAGAAAACGGUGUUGUCAGUGCUGGACUGUAUGAUCGAGCCACAGGGUUCCGCGGACAGUAUCAGGGUGUAUUACGGCGUCCUGGAGGCGGACGAGUCUGGGCGGCCACCCGACCACCCACAGUUCCAACACACCGACAAGUCCUGCAUGCAGGUCAUCGCCAAACAGGGGAAUAAGAACAUAGUGUACCAUGAUACAGUCCGUUUACUUACUCGACGAAAGUGGAAAUCAUAUGCUGGGAAAAGAUUUGAAAUAAACACGGCCAUAUUCAUGUUCUCGCUGUUCUGCAUGACGUUCGCAGCGGUGACGUCAGUGAUGACCCCGGACCCAACAAGUUACCAUGGUACCCUACACGUGGCACGAGCCGUUUUUGAGACCCUGUCGCUGAUCAUGGUCGCAUUCACAUUGUUCACGGAAGUCAAUCAGUUGAGAAGGCACCGAAUCGAAUAUUUCCACGACAUGUUUAACUGGUUCGACUCCUCCGCCUCGUUCCUCAUCCUGAUUGCUGUUCCACUUCGCUUUACGGAUAACAUCGCGCAAUGGCACGUGCUUGCAUUCGGAUACCUCCUCUGGACAUUGCGGAUAUUCAAAUUUGCCGCUGUGUUUAGACAGAGCGGUGCCUAUGCCCAGAUCCUUUUCCGGAUCCUUGCAUAUGACUUCAUGCAGUUUGGUCUGGUGUUCCUCGUUAUCCUCCUCGCUUUCUCCGUGUCAUUCUAUCUCGCUCUUCGUGGUGACUCCGGCCUCAACGUCCAUGACGAAACAAGCACGUUUUGGGGGAUCCUGUUUGUUGGUGUGCGGUCCCUAACGGAGGCGGCGCCAGUCGUGGAAUACACAGGCGAUAAUGGAUACGGGACUGUCAGCGUGAUACUGAUGCUGUGCUUCCUGUUCACGUGUAUCGUGAUCCUGCUCAACAUCCUGAUCGCGCAGCUCACCGACACGUAUCAGAAAGUACAGCAGGACGCCCAGCGAGGCCUCGAGGCUAACCGUGCUUGGAUUGUCUCCAGGGUAGAGCUCAACUCGUUCGUCUUUGGACAUCGUUAUUUAAACCGGAACACGUACUAUGAACCGAGUCAAGACAUAGAGGACAUGAAAUCCGUGUUGGACAAGUGGGAGUCGCCUCCCCUAAACGAGAUUAGCAAGUAUGUUCGGGACGUCUGGGAAUCGAUCGACUCGCACCGCCUGUCCCUCCUUACCGUCCAGCAGCGACUCGCCCGCCAGGAAAACACACUAAGAGACAUACAGGAGAAAUUGGGCAGCCUGGUGAAGGCGUCAGGCUCAAGUGUAGAAUGGCCGCAAUUUAACCGCAGCGUACAGCCUACGGGAGUGGGUAGGGAAAGUUGGCGGGCAAGGACGGGUCAAGCAACAAACUUACCUAGUACUGUUCCGAAAGAAGAUUUUGACAGCUUGAUCAGGGACUUAUCUGGCGGCAUACCAGAAGAUGAGGUUGAUAACAUACUUAAGGAGUCUAAUGUCAUAACCAAAGAAAGUGCUAAUAUUUGAAGACAUUCUCAAGAC